UUCUGUUUGCCAGUCGCACUCCACAGGAAGCUGCUGGUUUAGUGACAUGGCUGCCGCUGCAGAUACUAAGGGGGAAUUACAAAAGGAAUUGGUUUGUGCCAUUUGUCUGGAUUAUUUUGACGAUCCAGUCAUUUUAAAAUGCGGGCACAACUUUUGCCGCAUGUGCAUUUUAAUGCACUGGGAAGAAAACGGAGGAGACGACAUCGGCUAUCAGUGUCCAGAGUGCCGGAUGGUGUUUGGCAAAAUGAGCUUCACAAAGAACUACCUAGUGAAGAACUUGGUGGAUAAACUGAGUGAGUUUGAGUGUCUGAAGACGUGCAGGCCUCCCGCACCGAUCAAACCACCCAAAACGGAUGGUAAAUGUGAGAGACACCACGAGGAGCUAAAACUCUACUGCCACACGGACAGAAAGCCAAUCUGUGUGGUGUGCAGAGAGUCGAGAGAUCACAGGCUCCAUGAUGUUGCUCCUGUACCUGAGGUUGUUGAGGACAUGAAGGGAGGCCUGAAGCUGAGGCUCAUCAAACUGAACUGGCAAAAGUCCAUGUGUGGCCGAGUCAAAGCCACAGACGAGCAAGCCAAAGCAGACAUCAAACUAAAGAAGCAGGCUCUGAAGGAGAAGAUUGAGGAUGAUGUGGGAGCCCUGGUGCAGUUCCUGCUGGAUGAGAAGGACAGACUGUUGGAGAGGCUAGAGGCCGAGGAGGCAGCUACUAUAGCACUGAUAGAUGAGAAUCUUAAACUGGUGGAAAGUGAGGCGGCUAAAGUGGACAAGGCCAUCGCUGAAAUUCAGAACCAGCUCAGCGAGGUAGCAAACUUUGAGUUCUCCUAUGGAUGUCUUUUUCAGAGCAUCAGCAAAGCAUAUUCAAGCCCAAGUCAUGUUAACCUUACAGUGCAGGCGGUGAACUGUCCACCUGAUUUCACCGAAUUCACUGGACCAUUUCAGCUCAUCUUGUGGAAGAAGAUGAUGCAUGUGCUGCAUACAAUGCCACAAAACCUGACGCUGGAUCUGGACACAGCCCACCCAUCUUUGGCCAUUAGUGACUUCGACACGAAGGUGGAGGAGGGCCGAGCACGCUCGCACGAACCCGACCUGCCGUGCCGCUUCACACGCUUCUUUGGUGUGUUGGCUACUGCGCAGUACUCUAGUGGCCAGCACUACUGGGAGGUAGAUGUGAGGGACAAGGGAGUGUGGUACCUGGGUGUGACAACAGCACGCAGCAACCGAAAGGGCUUCGUAAGUCUGUCACCGUCAGCUGGUUACUGGAGCCUGAGCCUACAUGACCGCUUGUACGCCAAUGAAGAGGAUGCCCGCGUGCCUGUGGCUGAUUACUGGAGCUCUCCACGUGUCGGUGUCUUUCUUGACUAUGAGCGAGGCCACGUGGCUUUUUAUGAUGCCGUCACCAUGAAGCGUGUCUACAGCUUUGCGGCGUACUUUGACGAGCCUGUCUCGCCCUUCUUCAGCCCUGGCAAGAACGACCCGGGCAGCCGACUGCAGAUCUGCCACUAUUACUGAGGAGAGACGGUCACUGCAUUUUAACAUUUUGAGAAGGAGUCCAUUGCAGGGGAAGCUGACUGCAGAUUGUUCCCCUACUACUGAUAAGGGUUUUUUUUUGGGGGGGGGGGGGGACGAGAUUGGGAAGAAGGUGGUGCUUUGUAUUGUGAGAAUGAAGCUCCUGUAAUAGAAAAUAGAAAAACUGCCACUUUGACUGAGAGAAAAAACUGAAAGGAAACAGCAUCCAUUGUACCUGCAUCAGACGUUUUCAUUCUAGGGCAUUCUUCUCUCAGGGGGUAGGCUGCCGUGGUGUGGCUCAGACCCGGAGCUUCUUCACAAUGUGAAUUAGGGAGUGUAAUACUCUACUAUGCCUGAUCUGAACAAGUCUGUUCUUAUUACUGUUGGAUUAUGAUGUAGCCCUGUUGACAUUCAGGUCACGAUGCGCUGCAGGCUUCAAGCAAAUAUCAACUUGAGCUGCUUUUAACAUCUCAUUUCACCUCAGUGUUGUUCUGUGUCCCCUUCCAGUGUGCCCUUUUAAGACAUGGAAUUUAGCUCAGUAGGUUUUAGAAGUAGUUCGCUGUGAACUUUUGAAAAGGCUCUAGAGACUUUUUAACUUUUUUUUUGUUUCAUUGUUUUGUUUAAAUGAUUAAUUCCUCAUUUCUGUAGAAUAGAAAUGAGUAACUAGUGUAUGAAGACCUAAUACUUAAAUAGUUCAGGGUUCUGCGUUUGUACAGGCUGCUAUGCACGGUUUCAACAUUUCCAUAAUAACUAUGUAAAUACGGUUUGUUUUAAAGCCCCUGUACUGGUCUGGCUCUAGUGUGUAGUAUCAGACAGCUUGAGAAUGUGGGUAUUGCUUACAGAUAAGUGUGCUUAUUUGAAUACGUGAUCUCUGAACCCAUCUUAAUAUUUGUUUACAUAAUUAAGUGUUCGAAUCUAGCUUGUGUAAUCCAAAAUGAUUUUUUUUUUUUUUUUACUGUGAAUGUGUGAUAGAAACACAAACCACAGUAUAUCCAUAUAUACAAACCCAAGCAGCUUGCUUAUUUCUUGCGUCACAUCUAGUGAAAUGGCCACAUCUGAUCCAAGCUAUAUAUGGAAAUCUUUAUUUCUGUCCCAGCUGAGAGAUUUUGUUUCUGCAGUAGGGUGUUAAUGCUAUCUGUAAUUGCUUCAUGUGAAUACUUGAAAGAAAAAAAAAAAAAAAUAGAUGAUGAUGAUGAACAAAAAGACUCUGUGAAAAGCAGACUUGACAUCCAGGUCAGUUUCAGACACUUACAUCAUUGUUACAAAUCUUGUUUUCCAUUUUUCUCUUUUUUUUUUUUUUAUUCAUAACUGUAUGAAUGAUGCACAAAAUGGUGGUCUUUGAAUAGAAAACAUUGUUAAAAUGGCCAUGCAGAAGUGUUUGUUAAUUAUUUAUUCAUUCUCACACAAAAAGACGAACAAUCUGCAAUCUGUUUUUUUUUUCUUUCAUGUUUUAUACUUCUCUCAAACCUUUUCAUUUUUCUUUACAAACGCUUUUGUGAAUAUACCGGAGGCACAGCAGACAGAAAAGCGAGAGAAAAGACAGCAUUUUUAAUAGCUAUUUAUAUUUUUAAAAAUGAAAUUGUUGUCUGCUUGUAAUUCAGCUUUUGUCUGUAUGUUUCCCUUCUGUUACAUAUAUGUAAUAAAUGUGUCUUAUGCGUAUA
Molecule: messenger RNA, 3168 nt
Organism: Hemibagrus wyckioides
Lineage: Eukaryota; Metazoa; Chordata; Actinopteri; Siluriformes; Bagridae
Gene: trim47
Product: tripartite motif containing 47
Exons: 8
Coding region: 47-1510 (487 amino acids)
Molecular function (GO): zinc ion binding; protein binding
Source: RefSeq, a predicted model, not a curated record